AUGUUAAAUCUUUUGAAAAUCAUCAUCCAGAUGAUUGGAGUUUCAAAAGCUCAUUUACACGGAUUUAAUGAUGAUCUAUUUCCGGCAACAUGGAGAGAUGAGAGAUUUAUAUAUAUAGACAAUGGCGAAAUCAAAAAUCAAAUUAUAGUCAACAGCUGUAAAGCAACAGACUACGCUGAAGUAAUAAUAUAUAAAGAAACAGAUCGAAAAGAGAUAUUUGGUGCCAAUAAUAACUAUCAACCUUUUUGUUGUGAUUCGAAAUCAUGCAAAAGAGGAUUUCUAAUAAUUGAAGGCCCACAGGAAAAAUAUUCACGCUAUAUAGUUAAAGGAACCUGCAAUGGAAGAACGAGAUCUUCUUCAAAAAGAAAUAUGAAACAAAUUAAUGCAACAAGUCUUACUAUAGAGAACAUAAAUAGUACAUAUAAAGUUAACGAGUCAAAUAUUUAUACAGCAUUAGUUGCAAAUUGCGGAGAUGGCAAUUUUACAAUUUCGGGUUCAAUUGACUUCAAAUCUUCGAAAUCAUUAGACAAACGUCUCAAACAUAUGAUGUACAUUCAUAUCAUACUAUUUUUGUUUACUACUGCUUCUUCUCUUUCGAUAUAUUACUAUUCUAGAAUGAAAAGUCCAUUAUUUUCAUUUUCUUUCUUUUCUCCGUUAUCUUCAUUAAUUCUAUUAGGUGCAAUUUCAUUAUUACACAUCAUAUAUUAUUUAUUAUGGAAUUUCAAUUCAAUUCAAUUGAAUUUCCUUAUUUUCAUAGCUUCUAUCAUUAGAUCUCUAUUACAAGGUUUGUUAUUUUACUCUAUGACACGAUAUUUACGAAGACCGUACGAAUUUCCAAAUUAUUCUUCAUUUAUCAUUAGUUUGUUGAUAUUAUUCCUUUCAAUCAUCAGCACAUACAGUGUAAAUAAGAUAUCAACUGUUGAAACUGGAAAUUGGACACUAGGAUACGGAAAUAAUUUUCCAUAUUUAAAUUUCUUUGCAAGCAUUGUAAUUUACAGUGUUUCACUCAUUAUAUAUUUAGAGUAUACACCAGAUGAUGGAAAUCCUGAUGCUCAUAAGGAUAAUUUCGUGUUAUUUACAACAUUAAAUUUAGUUUUGUAUUUUUCAACAUGUAUAUUGUUUUGCGUGAAGAGAAUGGAAGCAACAAUGUGGAAAACACGCAAUUUCUACUGGGUUGGCUUUGUAAUUGAAAAUAUCUUUUUAAUUGUCCAGAUUUUCUUGACAAUUGGCUUCACAAUCGUUGACAAUGAUACAGGAUACGAAAUGAUUGACAACGAACAGGAAAAUCAAACAGAAACUAAAGAUAUUUCCCUUGUUGGAGGAGGUUUCAGGAAAACAAACGCUACAUUCGUAAAUGAUGAUGUAGAAGAGGAAGAAACGAAUCAUGAUGAAGAAAAUUUGGAUCAAUUGACUCCAAUGCCUAUUUCUAAUGUUUAA
Molecule: messenger RNA, 1437 nt
Organism: Trichomonas vaginalis G3
Lineage: Eukaryota; Parabasalia; Trichomonadida; Trichomonadidae
Exons: 1
Coding region: 1-1437 (478 amino acids)
Source: RefSeq, a predicted model, not a curated record